Messenger RNA from Haliaeetus leucocephalus (bald eagle), 1962 nucleotides. RefSeq names its product potassium intermediate/small conductance calcium-activated channel, subfamily N, member 3 (gene KCNN3). The record is from RefSeq and is a predicted model, not a curated record. Gene Ontology annotation, cellular component: neuronal cell body; neuron projection; plasma membrane. Gene Ontology annotation, biological process: potassium ion transmembrane transport. Gene Ontology annotation, molecular function: small conductance calcium-activated potassium channel activity; calmodulin binding. Bases 1 to 1962 code for a protein of 653 amino acids. Lineage: Eukaryota; Metazoa; Chordata; Aves; Accipitriformes; Accipitridae. The transcript has 9 exons.
AUGGAGACAUCGGGGCAUCUCCACGAUUCGGGCGUGGGGGACCUGGAGGAGGACGGUCGGUGUCCCUGCCCCUUACCGGGGGACGAACGGUCACCGCCACCACCGCCGCCGCCCCUGUUGCACUCCUCGCCCGGGUCGUUACGGGCCCCUCCUCCUCCUCCCGCCGCCCCCGCCGCCCUCCACCCUUCCUCCCGCCACGGCAGCCAGCUCAACCUCGGCGACCACCCGGCGGGCUCCGGACCUGGUAGCGGUAAACACCGGCAGCCCAGCCCGUUGGUCCACCGGCGGGACAGCAACCCCUUCACUGAGAUCGCCAUGAGCUCCUGCAAGUACAGCGGGGGGGUGAUGAAGCCCCUCAGCCGGCUCAGCGCAUCCCGCAGGAACCUCAUCGAGGCCGAACCGGAGGCGCAACCUUUGCAGCUCUUCGGGGCUGGCGGACCCCCCGAGAUCGUCGUCUCGCGCGAAGACAACCACGCGCCUGCCGCCUGCCGCCCCGACCGCCCGACCGCCCGACCGGCCCCCGCCGCCUUCGCCAAGGGGCCCAAGCGCAAGGCGCAGAACAUCGGCUACCGGCUGGGGCAUCGCCGGGCGCUCUUCGAGAAGCGGAAGCGCCUCAGCGACUACGCGCUCAUCUUCGGCAUGUUCGGCAUCGUCGUCAUGGUCAUCGAGACUGAGCUCUCCUGGGGGCUCUACUCCAAGGACUCCAUGUUCUCCCUGGCCCUGAAAUGCCUUAUCAGCCUCUCCACAGUCAUCCUGCUGGGUCUCAUCAUUGCCUACCACACGCGGGAGGUGCAGCUCUUUGUGAUCGACAAUGGAGCUGACGACUGGCGGAUAGCAAUGACGUACGAGCGCAUCCUCUACAUCAGCCUGGAGAUGCUGGUUUGUGCCAUACACCCCAUCCCCGGGGAGUACAAAUUUUUCUGGACAGCCCGCCUGGCUUUCUCCUACACACCUUCUCGGGCAGAGGCAGAUGUGGACAUCAUCCUGUCCAUCCCCAUGUUCCUGCGCCUCUACCUGAUUGCUCGGGUGAUGCUGCUGCACAGCAAGCUCUUCACUGAUGCCUCCUCGCGCAGCAUCGGGGCACUCAACAAGAUCAACUUCAACACCCGCUUUGUCAUGAAGACUCUCAUGACCAUCUGCCCCGGGACAGUGCUGCUGGUCUUCAGCAUUUCCCUCUGGAUCAUUGCUGCAUGGACGGUCCGGGUGUGUGAGAGGUACCACGACCAGCAGGAUGUAACCAGCAACUUCCUGGGUGCCAUGUGGCUCAUCUCCAUCACCUUCCUUUCCAUCGGCUAUGGUGACAUGGUCCCGCACACCUACUGUGGGAAGGGUGUCUGCCUGCUCACUGGCAUCAUGGGUGCUGGCUGCACGGCACUGGUGGUGGCUGUGGUGGCCAGGAAGCUGGAGCUUACCAAAGCUGAGAAGCAUGUCCACAACUUCAUGAUGGACACACAGCUGACAAAGCGGAUUAAGAACGCGGCAGCCAAUGUCCUGCGGGAAACGUGGCUCAUUUAUAAGCACACCAAGCUGCUGAAGAAGAUCGACCAUGCUAAAGUCAGGAAGCAUCAGAGGAAGUUCCUACAAGCCAUUCACCAGUUGCGGAGCGUGAAGAUGGAGCAGAGGAAGCUGAGCGACCAAGCCAACACCCUUGUCGACCUCUCAAAGAUGCAGAAUGUGAUGUAUGACCUCAUCACUGAGCUCAACGACCGCAGCGAGGACCUGGAGAAGCAGAUCAGCAGCCUGGAGUCCAAGCUGGAGCAACUCAGUGCCAGCUUCAACUCCCUGCCCCUGCUGAUGGCUGACAUGCUGCGCCAGCAGCAGCAGCGCCUGCUCGCUGCCGUCCUGGAGGCGCGGGGGGUUGGUGUGCCGGUGGGCCCCCCCCAAACUCCUCUCUCUGAGAGCCCCAUCGGGGUCAGCUCCACCUCCUUCCCCACCCCUUACACAAGCUCAAGCAGCUGCUAA